Molecule: messenger RNA, 1056 nt
Organism: Rotaria sordida
Lineage: Eukaryota; Metazoa; Rotifera; Eurotatoria; Philodinida; Philodinidae
Source: the annotation of a GenBank genome assembly
AUGUCUACAGAAACAAUACCUUAUCAACUGGAUAAAUUUAGUGAAACAUCUGCGGUAGUUGGUAUAGGUAAAACACGUGAAGAAUAUUUAAAGCUAUUUUCACGAGCAUGUAUUUCACCAGAAAAUGAUCGACCAUAUUCAAAUCCAAUGUCAGGAUUUUAUGAUGCAUUAAAUACAAGUACAAGUUUAAUUUUACUUAAUCAACGUUUUAAAUAUUCACAUUUACGUGAGCAAAUUUUACUUGAAGAACUCUCAAAUUCAUCUCGAAAAGAAUUCGAUUACGAAAGUAUAUUUGAAGUUGAACAACCAAAAUCAAAACAUACAAAAAAAAUUCGUUCAUCAAGCAUUGGUCAAACGAAAUAUUGGCAUGAUCGUCGAUGUACAAGUUCAUGUUUAACAAGUCAUUCAACAGAUAUUUCUCAUGUCGAAUCGAAUCGAAUAAAACAAUCUCGUAAAGCACAUAAGAAACCAAGACGAUCUGUAUCUGUUAAUCGUUGUUCAUCAACUCGUAUAUUCAAACAAGAUACAUCUCAUGAAGAACCUCAACCUGAUCCAUCUUUUACUGAAUCUGUUUAUCAAUAUUAUCAGGAUGUAAUAGAAAAAUCUCAACAAUCUGAAUUUAAUUUACAACAAUAUUCAAUUAAAGAAUCAUGUAAUCAACGUUUAAAAACAACUGGAAUUCGUCGUAAAUUACCAUUAACAAAAGGUCAACAAUUAUCUUUAUUAGAAAAAUAUCAUAUUUAUGAUAUAAAUGAUAUUAAAGUACGACGAAGUCAUUCGUAUUCACAAACUUUAACUGAUCGUUUGAAAGCAGAUUUCAAUUGUAAACCAAAAUUUCGUUUAAAUGAUGUUCAUGAUUAUAGUAAAUAUGCAAAAUUUCUUCAAAUACCUCGUUCAUUAAGUCCAGGUUCUUCUAUUCGAUCAGCUGAUAAUAAAAAACAAUUAACAAAUAAUAAUAUUCAUAAAUCAUUUACUACAAGUAACAAUAAAAAUCCUGUUACUAUUCUUCAUCAUCAAGAACCAAAACAAAUUUCAACAUUACCUAUUCAGAAUUAA